Grus americana (Whooping crane) is the source of this 2565-nucleotide messenger RNA. It is a transcript of the gene SOWAHB, whose product is annotated as sosondowah ankyrin repeat domain family member B. NCBI's taxonomy places the organism in Eukaryota, Metazoa, Chordata, Aves, Gruiformes, Gruidae. The transcript is spliced from 2 exons. Gene Ontology annotation, molecular function: protein binding. The record is from RefSeq and is a predicted model, not a curated record. Bases 146 to 2365 code for a protein of 739 amino acids.
GAGGAGGCGGAGAGGCCGGCGCGGCAGGAGGCGGGUUUCCCCGCCGCAGCAGCGCCGCGCACCUGGGUGCAGCACCGAGCACCGACGUGCGGCACCGAGCCGGAGUACCGAGAGCCAGAGUACCGAGAACCGGCUGGCGCGGAGCAUGGCGCGGGAGCUGAGCCAGGAGGCCGUGCUGGACUUCCUCUGGGCGGCCGGGGGCCGAGCCCCCAACACGGCGCUGCUCCGCCACUUCCAGCGUUUCCUCCGCGACCCGGCGCUGACCGAGCAGCAGCGGCGAGAGCGCCGCGAAUACUUCAAGAGCCUUGUCAAUUCCCUGGCCACCGUCCACCCCGCCGCCGCCCCCGGCGCCUCCAAGGACAUCGUCCUCCGCCGCAGGUACCGCGACCUCCUCGAUGAGGAGCUGCCGCCGCCGGAGAAACAGAAGGAGAAGGAGGAGGAGGAGGAGGAGAAGAUGGAGCCGCCGCCCCCGCCCCGACGCGACCCCGACCGGCGGCGCGACCCCCCAGGGGAGGCGGCGGAGAAAGGGCGGCCCGGCUGGGGGCGACCCCCGGGGGCCGUCGUCGCGGGGGGCUGCGCCGCCCGGGGCCGCGGCGGACUCUGCUGUGAGUGCCGCCGGGCGCGCCGCGCUGCCGCCGCCACCCCGCCCCCGUACCGGACCCGGCCGCUGUCCUCGGCCCCCUGGGCGCUGCACCCCGACGGGCCACCCCGCUCCCGGCCCCCCCCGGCGCUGCCGUCGGGUCCUGGGGCGCUGACCCCCGCUGGGCCGUCCCGGUCCCGAUCGCCGCAGCUGCCUCCCGCCGGGCCGCCCCCGUACGAGACCCUGCAGCCGCCGUCAGCCAGACCAUCCCGGUCUCGGUCUCCGCCGGGACCCGGGGUGCUGCUUCCCACUGUGUCAGCCCCGUUCGGGUCCCGGCCACAACAACGCCCUAGAGGGCUGCCCCCAACCCAAUCCCUGCCGCCGCCGCGCCCCGGCGUGCUGCCCCCUGACAGGCUGCCUCAGCCCCGGUCUCCGCCACAGAUCCCUGCCGGGAUGCCCCUACUGAAGGCCCCACCACCCUCAGCGGGCCCAGGGGUAAAGCCCUCCACCGGUCCAUUCCAGUCCCCACUGCUGUCAUCAGGUCCCAGGGUGCUGUCCCCGACCGAGCUGCCCCCAUCCCGGUCCCCACAGCCACCCCUCGCCGAUUCACCCCCAUCCCGGUCCCUGCCAUUGCUGUCCACCUCAGGGGUGCUGCCCCUGUCCCGGUCCCUGCAGACACUCCCUGCCAGCUCCUCCCCAUCCCCACCACGUCUAUCAGGCCCAGAUGUGCUACCCUUCACCAGGCUGUCCCCAUCACAGUCCCGGUCCCUGCAGCAACUUCCCACCAGGCCAUCCCCAUCCCCAACGAGGAGAUCCAGGGUUCUGACCCCAAACGGACCAACCCAAUCUCAAGCCCUGCUGCUGCACCCAUACCAAACCCUGCCGCUGCCAUCAGGUCCUGGGGUGCUGCCCCCCACCAGGCCACCUCCAUCCCAAUCCCCAUCACAGUACCCCACCCAGCCACCCCCAUCCCCGCAGAUGCUCCCUGCCAGGCCACCGCCAUCCCAGUCCUUGCUGCCAGCACGGGGCCCCACAGGGCCCCAGGCCCCAGAGAGCAGCCCCCCAGCACAGCUGCCCGUCUUCAGGAGCAUCAGGUGCCAGCUUGCUUUGUUGGAGGUGCAGGGCAUCACCCCGUCACCACCAGAUGACUGUGGGCAGCAGCCCCGCACAAUGACCUCCAAGAGCUUCUCUAGGAACAUCUCAAGCCGGGGGCUGUCGGUGCCGCUGGGGCAGCGGGAACACGCCUGGCUAGUGGCCAUGUCAGCAGGGUGCUGGGCUCAGGUGCGAGGGCUCUUCCUGGAAGAGCCGGAGCUGGCCCUGCAUCGGGACUUCAUGACAGGCUUCACAGUCCUUCACUGGCUGGCCAAGCACGGCGAUGGGCCGGGCCUGCAGGAGCUGGCAGCGGCGGCACGGCAGGCUGGGCUGGCCCUGGAUGUGGAUGCCCGCUCGGGCUGCGGGUACACUCCGCUGCACCUGGCUGCCAUACACGGCCACCAGCUUGUCAUCAAGGUGCUGGUGCUGCAACUGGGGUGCCAGGUGCAGGUCCGGGACGGCAACGGGCGACGGCCCUGGGAGUACCUAGGCAGCUCCACCUCGGGGGAGAUCUGGCAGCUCCUGGAGGCACCCCGAGGCACGAUUAUGUUCCCCACGCAGCCCCUGGCCCGCAGCGUGUCAUCUCUCAGCAAGGUCUCGCCGUCCGCCGGCAGGGCAGCGCUGCCUGCCUGCCUCAGGCCGCAGCGCGGCCGUGGGGCAGCAUCCCACCGAACUGGCAGCGAGAGUGACUGAGACACAGCUCCCUGGCAAUCCCUGCCAGUGGAGAUGGGACCUCGGUGGCCAUUCCACAAGAGGAAGCCAGGCAGGCCGAAAAAAAGCUGUGAAACAGAUUGAACCUAUUGAAGAAUGUACUCUUAAAUUAAUCCAAUGAACCGUUGUCCGAGCCUCUCUGCCCUCCCUCCCAUUUCUUGCUUUUCUGCCAGUGAGAAGAU